CAGCGGGUCUGCAAGUGUCUCAUGGAAGCUGGAUCGACACAUGCCAAGUGGAUGCGACUCAUAGAGUGAGUGCAGUCUCAUCUUUGGGCCUAGACACCACGCCCGCAACCUGAUCCAUCAUUCCAGCACAAACUCGCUAACCUGACCACAGCAGACGGCAGCUCCAUCCAGCAUGACGCUUGGGCCCACCCAAUCUCUGCCGCAGUCAACAUGACCGCGAUAACAAAAGUCUACAGCACCGCACAGUAACUUCUCAAUUGCUACGACAUUGCGUCCAGUGGCAACAUCACAUCGCAUACCCUGCCAAGCUUUGCUCGCCAGCACGGAAAGAAGGCACAAACACACGCCGGUGUAUUCCGUUGGUGGUCGCAUGAGCGCCGAAUAUUAAAGUGCGCCUGGCGUCUUCCACGGAGACUCAAGGCCAACCCCUCGUCAGAUCCACACAAACCAACAGCCGGAGGCGGCAUCACUUCCUUGCCGUCGCAAGGCAAUGCAAUACAUUGCAGAUCAAGACUGCUCUAUGCGUGUGUGCGCACUCGUUCCAGCAGUGCAGUAGCGUCAAGCAUACGGUGCGCCAAGCGUCUUGCCGAGGGCCCUCAUUUAGUCACCGUGCUCGCCUCCGACCUCGGUAGUGCUUGUGGUGCGACCUCUCCAUCUCGUGCUAUCUCGUCAAGAUGAUAGGGCGAGAUUGAAACCUUGGCCUCUCUCUGAUGGCACACAUGCAGACAAAUCUAUUUGCUGCAGGAUACAUAUCCCAUCAAUGGCUGACCAUUGAUGACGGCCAGCGCCAAGCUGCAGCAACACCCUCACACCGCACAGCCAGAUCUUUGAGAAGAGCCAUGGCAUCACGACCUGUUGCUGAUAGAGUAUAUGGCUGUGUUGUUGACCUCGCAACGCAGAUCGAGCUUCUUGGCAGGUCCGACAAUUGCAUUAGAAUGCGAGGCCAGCAAAAGUGAGGUCGCUCUACGAUAGUUGGCUCACCGUUCCUUAGCUGGGUAGCAUGCGAGCCGUGCCGAGCCAAGAUUAGGUAACAGGGUGUCUGUCUGCUGUCUGCGGUCGGUUGCUACCGUAGAUACCCAUCGCCAUCGCUGCGCCAAAUAGAUGGCUCGAAACGGCCAGUGAUACCGAUAUACCGAUAUAGGAGUCGGAUCAAAAGUAACUUUGAGCGGGAAGAAAAGGCCUUACGAUUCAUCCAUCCAAUGCUGUCGCACUGGGACUCACCAUUGGCAGCGCCAAGUGCGACGAGUGCGAGCAGUCAAGGAAGCUUGGCAAGGUGGAAGUGGCCCCUUCGCGUAGACGAAUUCAAUAAUCGGAGCCUCACGGCCACUAUGGGCGACAAGCACGGACUUGUAUCGUAUCAAGGUGGGGGUUUGCACAAUGCUGUGCGCACCAACCUCGCUUCUAGAUUACCGUGCCUCCGUCGCACGCCGCGCAGUCGUGAGUGGCGUCGUAGUGACCAGUGUCAGCAUCCGGGUGGCAUACAGCAGAUGCUGCUGUAUACCCUGCAGCGUGCACUCGUCAGUCAUGCCUCGCGACCAGCAAGCGCCUUGCGGAUCUGCGUCAGCACCUCACGGGGACUUAUCAUCGUCAAUCCGGUGCGACAAUCUGUAUCAUGGACCCAGGCAUGCCGUGGGACGGGGGCUCAAAGUCGCCUGGUCGUAGUGUGCUGAAUGACUGCGGCCAGCAGUUUGCAAGUCGCGGUCGUUGUGCUUCAACGCGCUGCAUUAGGCCAGGCCUUCGGCGCAGUCUGCGCAGAGCAGACGGUCCGUAAGCAGCGUAGCCUUCAUAUAUAUACACCUGACUUGUUCCUUGCUUCUUGAUCAACUUGAGCCAACACUCAAGACUGACGGACCCCACUUUCGACCGUAUUUUGCUACUGUGGCCCUGAUCAGCGGCUCACGCUAACGCCCUUUCGCUCAACGCUAGCUCUAGCACGGUCUCCCGCUUAAAUAAGACCGCUGUCACUUGGACGAACGGUCGACGUGUGCCUCGAUCCCUACCACUGCCCCCAAUCUCCACUCUCAUCGCUUGCCGUGGUUGCAUCAGACACCCGCCCUCGUCCGCUACUCGCUCAAACACGCUCCUUGAACCUUUACGAUCUCAUCA
Molecule: messenger RNA, 2106 nt
Organism: Ceraceosorus bombacis
Lineage: Eukaryota; Fungi; Basidiomycota; Exobasidiomycetes; Ceraceosorales; Ceraceosoraceae
Source: the annotation of a GenBank genome assembly